Didymella exigua CBS 183.55 is the source of this 590-nucleotide messenger RNA. RefSeq lists its product as uncharacterized. NCBI's taxonomy places the organism in Eukaryota, Fungi, Ascomycota, Dothideomycetes, Pleosporales, Didymellaceae. The record is from RefSeq and is a predicted model, not a curated record. Bases 141 to 488 code for a protein of 115 amino acids. The transcript has a single exon.
UAGUUGCUCAAGCUCUGCAAGCGUUCCAAGACCUGGCCAUCCCACUUUCUGGUCUAAAUAUCUACCAAUGCGCCGGUUCUAUGCCAGAUCGUCGCUGCAUACACUAGAAGACACGAUGGAAGGUAGCAUCGUCGUACCUAAUGGAUGGCAAAGACCCCGGAGUCAUCUAUCCGGCAUCUCUGCUGUUUGCUCUCAAAUUCGGCAACUUCCUCCCUAAUGUUUCUUCCGGCUGCAUGACUCUUGGGAAUGGCAUCUCCGAUGUUCACUACACCCCACGAGUCAACAUUAUCCGUGUCCAGAUGUCGACCUCGCGAUCCCGCUCCCCUGUGGCGUUCUCGGAGGAAACCCUGGUCUUCUACCAGCUAAACGUUUCAUAUCAGUCACGGAACGUGCCUUCGCUGGUGUUAUCCGCUGUCGGGAGCCUGUAUCGGGCUAAGGUCUUCUUCACGUGGGAUACCAAUGUGCCAUCGACCAUCGAGAUUCGGUGAUGAUGGCUCAAAUGGGUUUGCUGGACGCGUGUAGGUAGAAGAGAGCAAUCGAAAGCACAGAAACAAUCGUACGAAGUUGUGAAGCUGACCACCGCAAUACAA